Messenger RNA from Boeremia exigua, 3109 nucleotides. RefSeq names its product telomere length regulation protein-domain-containing protein. Gene Ontology annotation, biological process: telomere maintenance via telomerase; protein stabilization. Lineage: Eukaryota; Fungi; Ascomycota; Dothideomycetes; Pleosporales; Didymellaceae. Gene Ontology annotation, molecular function: telomeric repeat DNA binding; Hsp90 protein binding. Bases 170 to 3010 code for a protein of 946 amino acids. The record is from RefSeq and is a predicted model, not a curated record. Gene Ontology annotation, cellular component: cytosol. The transcript has 5 exons.
CUACUUAGACGUAUAAUCAAACUUCUCGAACGACCUCAAAAUUGUGGAGAGGGUGUUGUGAGUGUUGGAUCCAGAUAGUCUGAUGGCGAGCACGAGCAGAUGAGGUCUGGUGGACAAACAUACAACUCCACUCCACGCUGUUGACGAAAUUGCUGCAUGCACACCCGCAAUGGCCGACUUUCUCACUGCCGUCUCCACCAAGAAGAUUAAUUCUCAGCCGACUAUCCAAAAGAUCCAGGACUUGAGUAUUCAAGAUGCAGUGACAGUCGACUCAGCGCAAACUGCGCUCGAGGCAUUGAAGGGUCAACCAAGUCAUGAUACAUUCAUCGGUGUUUUGAAAUUUCUAAAUGGUCCGGAAAACAGCCUUGUCGUCUCAGAGCCAGUAUACACAAGUAUAGCGCACGAGCUCGUUAGCAACACUAUCCCAAACUUCUGGAGGGUACUCAAGCAUCGAUCCAAGGACUCUCGCGCUCUUUCCCUCGCACUUCGUAAUCCUACCGGGGUCGGGCAUCUACUUACGAGAUUACGCUCGCUCAUUGCGGACAGUCGGCAGAAGAAAGUUACGGUAACUACGCAGAACGUAUCCGAGUUCAUCGAAGACACAUUGGAUGUGCUCGAAAUAGUUCUGAGUGGAGAUGACGUGUCUUUCUGUGUGUGGAAAGAGAUUCAAAACUUCGGCAAAAAUGACAUACGCAAGAAGCUGAUGUGGAAGGAAUACCUCGCCCAAGUAGCAUCAGGCCGCGUGUUGUCAAUUAGGGCCGAGGCCGAAGACAUAUUGAAGGAGAAGGGAGUCGAACGCUCGCCGUCGAGUGGUAGUGACUACGCAGGAUGGCUUGGCCGCAACAUUGUUCACAUGUUGGCCAACGGCGACAAAAGCGAGACAUUGGCCGCAGCAUUAACUGAGCUAAGCUCAAAGAUAUUGAGUUUGGGAUACACUGACCGGCUCAUUGCCACUGUACUCGACGCUGCUAUCGAGCAAAGCCAAGUGGAUCAGUUUGUGGACCUCAUAAGCAGAAUGAAGUCGUUCGAACAACGAAAGUAUUUGAAUGCUAUCAUUGUCUAUAUCACAAAGCAAUUCUUCCAAUCGGAGAUGGUUGCCAAGGAGGACAUCCCUAUCAGCCAGUCACCCACGAUAUCAGGUGCAGCGUGUCUGCUCAACAAAGUCAUCCAGGAUAACGAAAUACUCAAGGAUCACAUUAUAUCAUCGCUUACACGUUCUACCAUACCAUCUCUGGAUGAGUCCUUGGCGACGCGUCGUACUGUGGUUGCCGCCUUGGCCCAAGACGAAGAUAAGUUACAGACGAUGUUCGAGAACUGCAUCAAGACCUUUGGAGACUCUGUCUAUAUCAAACACACGCCCAUCUUACAGCAAGAAGCUCUUGCGCAAACGUUAGCUCUAUGCUGCGGCUACGUACAGCGUACCCAGCCCAUGUUUGUAAUGAUGAUGGCCAAGUCGACAUAUCACGUCAACGGCAUGUCGAGUCGUAUCGGCGCAGCCUCCCCUCGAGCACGCUUCUUUGGGAUCGCGGUCGGAUCAGCAAUGUCAAGAAUGGUUGACAAGCCUGAGCUGCAACUGAAGAUCGAGCUGGAGGGAAGCGAGGCAGAUGAAGCGAAGUGGUACGAACGUCUCACCAAGGUCGACGAUAAGAUCGGGACAAUGGCGGACCUCCAAAAGAAGCAGGUUACCACAGUGCCUCUGGUUCAAUCGACUGCGAAGCCGAAGCCAGUUAAAAAGGCCUUGAAGAACCCAGCAAUUACGGAGGUCCAAGGUCCCCGUAUCGUUGAGGUGCUUUCUGAUUCCGAGGACGAAGAUGCAGACCUGAUUGCUUAUAGCAAGCCAGACUCAGAUCCAGAGGAUGAAGACGAGGACCCCACUGCCCUCAACCGCAAUAAGCCUACAACGCCUGUAUACAUCAGGGAUCUCGUUGCCGGUCUUCGAGACCAGGAGAACUAUGAUCGUCACGAGCUCGCUCUGGCUACUGCCGCGUCCUUGAUACGACGCAAAGCCAACUUCGGCACAGAAGUCGCAGAUCACAUUGAAGACCUUGCCGCCAUUCUGACCGGCCUACAAAACGGCUUAGAACUUGAGUCGUUCGCACAGCAAAGACAGCAGGCAUUGAUCGCCGUCCUUCUUGCGCGACCCGCACCAAUGGCACAGUGGUUUGCACGGUCGUUCUUCUCCGGUGACUACAGUUUCGCACAGCGCAUCGCUAUGCUCACUACGCUCGGUCUUGGAGCGCGCGAGCUCGCAGGCAUGAAGGACGCGGCCACAGAGGAUCUUGUCCCAGUAGCACCAUCGUUCCCGAGCAAACAACUACCACCUCAGCUCCACAAGUUGUAUACCGAGGACAAAACCGCGAAUCCAGUUGCCAAACUCACGAGCAGUAUGGCACGCGCCAUGCUUUCCCCGCUCGCCUCGCAAGCAGCAGAGGAACUCAGCGGCCCCAACGUGCUCAAAGUGCGCACCUUCAGCACGCGCAUGGAGGUCGAAGCCGCGCGCAAGAAGCCCAUACCCAACGCGCUCGCCCAGAUUGUCGCCGACAACUUCUUCUUCCCUCUGACCGGCCGCUGGUGGCUGCAGAUCCGCUCGAGCAGCGACUCUAUCUACGCUUCCACGCAUCUCCUCCCGCCGUUCCUGCAGACCUUGUCGCUGCUGCUGAACGCGUCGGGGCCGAACACGCUCUCGCUGCCGCAGAUGACGCGCGAGUAUUGGGAUUUGCUGCUGUCCGUGCGCGGGCUUGCAAGCAACGAUAAGGCGAUUCUGAGCGCGCUGUUGUUUGGCUUCUUGAUGCUGCUGGAGACGAACGAGAAUAAGGAGCGGCUCGCGACAGAGCAGGGCAAGGAGCUGAUGGAGACUCAGGCGUGGGUCAAGAUGGUGUUUGAGGGCCUCGGCGCGGGCAGCGAGGAAGAUGAGCGGAUCAGGGUGCUGGCGGCUGGCGUCGUGAUACGGUGCCAGGAAGUCGUGGACAAGUACCAGCGGAGGAUGGCAGGCGCGUUGAUGGACUACUGAUGCGUUCGCUGAGUAUGGAGACCGAGUACAUAGAGACCUGCAAAGAAUCAAUGUCUGUCGCGCCUGCGAGCGCGCCUCGAUUGCACGACAACUGAGCAU